ACAUUUCUUAAACGUGCCGAUUGAGUGUCAUUGUCGUACGAUAGAAUAAACAAACGCUCAUACAUAAAUACACGCUCAUAUAUAAUCAAUAGGAUUAAUCAACGUAAAAAAAUCAUGCAUGUUAGUUCGCGUCACGCUAUAAUCAGUAAAUAUAACGGCUUCAGCGGCGCUAGCGCGAUAUCCUCGCCGCCGCCGUCGCCAUGUCGCCGCUCGCCUGCUCGCUGCUCGUACUCGCCGCCUCCGCGCUGCUCGCCGUCGCCGAUGCUACUGUCACGCCCUCGCCUGGCCUAUGUGGAGGAAAAUGCAAAGGAUUUACAAUGGACAUUCCUCCGAGGAUUGAGCACGUUAGCGGUAGCUUUAACUUUAUGCUGGAAACUGACGGGCACAAUGAAGUGCUGAAAGAUAUUCCAGACUACUGCUCAGCGACCGGCAGGGGAAAUAUCGCAAAGCAGAUAGUUGACGUGUGCAACGAAUACAGUGGACCGAUCAAAUACAUCUUCCCACCGGCAAAAGUGCAGGCACUUGGCGAUACCGUGCUGUCACCCGCAUACGCUUCCUGUGAGAAAGACCCCGGGUGUGGUCCUCUCUCAUGGAAUAUCACCCAGAUGUGCAGAAUUGGCCCCUACAGGCGUUAGAGUUGUAAGAGCGCAGAUUUGAACGGGUUGAAAGUAUGAAAUAAAUGUUUAUACAAAUGUA
This is a messenger RNA of Cydia fagiglandana, 696 nucleotides long. RefSeq lists its product as uncharacterized. The record is from RefSeq and is a predicted model, not a curated record. Bases 201 to 635 code for a protein of 144 amino acids. The transcript is spliced from 3 exons. Lineage: Eukaryota; Metazoa; Arthropoda; Insecta; Lepidoptera; Tortricidae.